AAAAUGGAAGGGCCUGUAAGAAAGACUUGUGGCCGUUGGAUUAAAUCGGACGACUGAUAGUUAACGUUAAUGGCGUCCAUAGGAGGGUGGGAAGAGAAAGCGUCCCUUUGGCUUCCCAGGAGGCCUCAUCAGCAACCGUUGCCCGUCUCGAAUUCUUGGUGUUCUCUACUAUACAAUGUACCGGACGCCCGUCCCCCUCAUCCACACGACACCCAUCCCAUCACUUGAUUCCGGCCGAACAUGCUGUCCGUGCGCCUCCUCGGUGCCUCCAGACCGGCUCUCCAGCCCCGCGCCGCGCAGAUUCCGGCCGCCGAGACGGCCGUGGAGGCGUCGAGGUUGGAGGCCAGAGUGGAGGAGAAGGAUGGGUACUGGGUUCUGAAGGAGAAGUUCAGAGCAGGAAUCAAUCCCCAAGAGAAGGCGAAGCUGGAGAAGGAGCCAAUGAAGCUGCUGAUGGAGCGCGGGAUCGACGAGCUGGCGGCGAUGUCCAUGGACGAGGUCGAGGCGUCGAAACUCACCAAGGACGACAUAGACAUGAGGCUCAAGUGGCUCGGCUUCUUCCACAGAAGGAAGCACCAAUAUGGCCGAUUCAUGGUGAGGCUGAAGCUGCCGAACGGGGUCACGACCAGUGCCCAGACGCGCUACCUCGCCGGCGUCGUGGCCGGCUACGGUUCCGAAGGCUGCGCCGAUGUGACGACCCGGCAGAAUUGGCAGAUCCGGGGCGUGACGCUUCAAGACGCUCCGGCCAUCCUGGCGGGCCUGGAGGAGGUGGGCCUCAACAGCCUGCAGAGCGGCAUGGAUAACGUCCGGAACCCGGUCGGUAACCCGCUAGCGGGCAUCGACCCGCACGAGGUAGUCGACACCAGGGCCUACACCAACCUGCUCUCUCAAUUCAUAACCGCUAACGGGAAGGGCAACCCUUCCGUAACAAACUUGCCGAGGAAAUGGAACGUGUGCGUGGUGGGCUCCCAUGACCUCUACGAGCAUCCCCACAUAAACGACCUCGCCUACGUUCCGGCCGUGAAGGACGGCCGCUUCGGCUUCAAUCUCCUCGUGGGAGGCUUCUUCAGCCCCAAGCGCUGCGCCGAGGCGGUGCCGCUAGAUGCUUGGGUCGCCGGAGACGACGUCAUCCCGGCCUGCAGAGCUGUGCUCGAGGCAUACAGGGAUCUUGGCAGCAGGGGGAACCGCCAAAAAACGCGGAUGAUGUGGCUUAUAGACGAGCUCGGAGUUGAAGGAUUCAGAGCAGAGGUUGAAAAGAGAAUGCCUGCCGGGGAGUUGUUAGCGAGGGCAGCCGAGGAAGACAUGGUCGACAAGAACUGGGUUAGAAGAGAGUACCUGGGCGUUCACCCUCAGAAGCAAAAAGGACUGAACUUUGUUGGUCUCCAUGUGCCGGUGGGCCGCCUCCAGGCCGACGACAUGUUCGAGCUGGCACGCCUGGCAGACACCUACGGGACAGGGGAGCUCAGGCUCACAGUGGAGCAGAACAUCAUACUUCCCAAUGUCAAGGACUCUGAUCUUGAUUCUCUGUUGCAAGAGAGGCUCUUGAAAGAGAGGCUAUCACCAUUCCCUGGUUCGCUGAUGCGGACGUUGGUGGCAUGCACCGGAAGUCAAUUCUGCGGCCAAGCCAUAAUCGAGACGAAGGCGCGGGCAUUGAAGGUAACAGAGGAGCUGGAGAAGAGGGUAACUGUAACCCGGCCUGUGCGGAUGCACUGGACCGGGUGUCCCAACAGCUGCGGACAGGUGCAAGUGGCUGACAUUGGGUUCAUGGGCUGCAUGACAAGGGAUGAAAAUGGCAAGGUGUGUGAAGGUGUGGAUGUCUACUUGGGUGGUAGGAUAGGCUCCAAUUCUCACCUUGGGGAUCUUAUCAUGAAAGGGGUACCCUGCAAAGAUUUGGUUCCCUUGGUUGAGGAAAUUUUGGUGGAGCACUUGGGUGCAAUCCGCAAGAAACCAGAUGAAGAAGAUGAUAUGGAGGAAGGGGAAGAAUGAUCGCGGCAAACUGAUCACUUUAUAAGCCUUCUGAAUACGUUCAUUUUUAGCCAAAUCAGAGAGUUUUGUGCAGCACAUUGCGGUAAUCGCUGGUUGUGUUGGUGGUGUAACACACCAAAGUGGGUCAAAAGGAGAAGUUUCUUGUGCUAAAGAAAGUGAGUUGAUGUUGUUCAGGGCUUCAGGAAUCUAUCUGCGCAACAUCGUGGAUGUCACUGCUUGUGUAAGUAUGGGCCUAGUAUUCCAUUAACUUGGAAAAGGUGCAGGGUUUGCUUUAAGAUGACGAGUUGUUGGCUCUUGUUGCUGUGGUUCAUAUUCCCUCUUGUAAGAUCGGUUCAGUAACCAAAAUAAUGUUUUAUCAAGUUUCAUCCUU
Messenger RNA from Nymphaea colorata (pocket water lily), 2353 nucleotides. Its product is annotated as ferredoxin--nitrite reductase, chloroplastic. The record is from RefSeq and is a predicted model, not a curated record. Gene Ontology annotation, molecular function: heme binding; iron-sulfur cluster binding; oxidoreductase activity. The coding region runs from base 241 to 1983 and encodes 580 amino acids. The transcript is spliced from 5 exons. NCBI's taxonomy places the organism in Eukaryota, Viridiplantae, Streptophyta, Magnoliopsida, Nymphaeales, Nymphaeaceae.